GGGUGGGCGGGAGCGAGAGGGAAACGCCGAGCCACAUCCAUGAAGGAAAUGACAGCGUGAGGCAGGCGAGGCAAGGCAGCCCUAGCCAGCCAGCCGCCGCCAAGGGGAAGCCUGCCGGGGCUCGUCGAUGCCAGCCCGGAGUCCGAACGGAUCCCUGAGGUGGCCAAGCCCCGCCAGCCAGACGAGCGGGAAGCAACCUCGGGCACCGCAUCUUGGGCACAAACAAGCGGGAGAGGCGCGCUCCGGGCUGCUGCCGCGGAAUGACUGACUGACUGACGCGCGGACUGAGUGCCGGAGGGGCGGCAGGCAGGCAGGAAGCGGCUCCGUCAGGCAGGAGGAGCCGCCGCGCGACUUUCGGAAUACAGAUCCAUGCCAGGCUCGCCGGGGGUUUCAUGAAGCCGGGCUGUGUGUGGAUUACCUCGCCGUAAUUCCGAGCAGGGAGAGGGCGACGGGGAGCGCCCGGGGAGAGGCUAGGCGAAAGAGUCCUUCGGAGCCAGGAAUCAUGUGAGAAACACUGCUGUGGCAAGAGACACACACAGGGAGUUUUGAGGUUCACACUCUCUUUCCUCCUCACUCUCCACCGCAGGAUGGAACAGAGAAAGAUCUGGCCUCGGAUAUGGGACUCCGAAGACUCAUCGGUGGCCUUGGUGUUUCUUUGCCUGGUUUUAUUUUCAUGGAACGCCACUAGCACUCCCAUCUAUAACACCUUCCACUCUGAGAACCGUGAUUGGACUUUCAACCAUUUGACUGUCCAUCAGGCCACUGGAGCAGUCUAUGUGGGAGCCAUCAAUCGGGUUUACAAGCUGUCUGGAAACUUGACCAUCUUGGUUGCUCACAAGACAGGACCAGAGGAGGACAACAAGUCCUGCUACCCACCACUCAUAGUGCAGCCCUGCACUGAGAUCCUAACACUGACUAACAAUGUGAACAAGCUGCUGAUAAUUGAUUACACAGAAAAUAGGCUAUUGGCCUGUGGGAGCCUCUACCAAGGAGUCUGCAAGCUGCUGCGAUUGGAUGAUCUCUUCAUCCUGGUGGAACCAUCUCACAAGAAGGAGCACUAUCUUUCCAGUGUUAACAAAACUGGCACUAUGUAUGGAGUUAUAGUUCGCUCUGAGGGUGAGGAUGGGAAGCUUUUCAUUGGUACAGCAGUAGAUGGCAAGCAGGAUUACUUCCCCACUCUCUCCAGCCGGAAGCUGCCACGUGACCCAGAGUCAUCAGCUAUGUUGGAUUAUGAGCUUCACAGUGACUUUGUUUCAUCACUCAUAAAAAUCCCUUCAGACACACUGGCAUUGGUCUCACACUUUGACAUCUUUUAUAUCUAUGGAUUUUCCAGCGGCAACUUCGUCUAUUUUCUGACUGUCCAGCCAGAGACUCCUGAGGGUGUCUCCAUCAAUUCAGCUAGCGAUCUCUUCUACACAUCUCGAAUUGUGCGUCUCUGCAAGGAUGACCCCAAGUUCCACUCCUAUGUUUCUCUGCCAUUUGGUUGUGUCAAAGGUGAUGUGGAAUAUCGUCUCCUACAGGCAGCCUACCUUUCCAAGCCCGGGGAGGUGCUGGCCAGGUCCCUCAAUAUCACUGCCCAGGAUGAUGUCCUUUUUGCCAUUUUCUCCAAGGGACAAAAACAAUAUCACCAGCCCCCUGAUGACUCAGCUCUUUGCAUCUUUCCCAUCCGUGCUAUCAAUGCCCAAAUUAAGGAGCGCUUACAGUCUUGCUACCAAGGGGAAGGCAACUUGGAACUCAACUGGCUGCUUGGGAAAGACGUUCAGUGUACCAAGGCGCCAGUCCCAAUAGAUGACAACUUCUGUGGAUUGGACAUUAACCAGCCACUGGGAGGUUCCAUACCAGUAGAAGGGGUGACUCUUUACACAUCCAGCCGUGAUCGGAUGACUUCUGUCACUUCAUAUGUCUACAAUGGCUACAGUGUGGUGUUCGUGGGCACCAAGAGUGGCAAGCUGAAGAAGAUCCGAGCAGAUGGGCCUCCUCAUGGUGGCAUUCAGUAUGAAAUGGUGCCAGUUUUCAAGGACGGGAGUCAUAUCCUUCGUGACAUGGCCUUCUCCACAGAUCAUAAUUACCUCUAUGUCAUGUCAGAAAGACAGGUGUCUCAGGUUCCCGUUGAAUCAUGUGAACAGUACACAACCUGUGGAGAAUGUCUGAGUUCAGGAGACCCUCACUGUGGUUGGUGUGCUCUGCACCAUACGUGUUCCCGGAGGGACAAGUGUGAGAGGGCAGAUGAACCAUAUCGAUUUGCAGCCAGCAUCAAGCAAUGCAUGAGCAUCAUUGUGCAACCCAGCAGCAUCCCAGUUUCUGAGCACAGCCUUCCGCUCAGCUUGCUGGUGAGAGACGCACCUGACCUGGCGACUGGUAUCACUUGUGUAUUUGGAAACCUCACUGAAGUUGAAGGCCAAGUUUUGGGCAACCAAAUUGUAUGCAUUUCGCCAGCAUCAAAAGAUGUUCCUGCCAUACCAGUGGACCAAGAUUGGUUUGGGAUAGAGCUGCUUCUGAAAUCCAGAGAGACAGGCAAGAUGUUUGUCAGCACAGAAUUCAAGUUCUACAACUGCAGUGCCCACCAGCUGUGCCUGUCUUGUGUGAACAGUGCUUUUCGUUGCCACUGGUGUAAAUAUCGAAACCUCUGCACUCAUGAUCCCACAACGUGUUCGUUUCAAGAGGGGAGGAUCAAUGUCUCUGAGGAUUGCCCACAGCUGUUCCGUACAGAAGAGAUUUUGAUCCCUGUUGGUGAGGUGAAGCCCAUCACCCUGAAGGCUAGAAAUUUACCUCAGCCUCAGUCCGGCCAGCGUGGCUAUGAGUGUGUCCUCAACAUCCAAGGGGUCGUCUAUCGGGUGCCUGCUCUGCGUUUCAACAGUUCAAGUGUCCAGUGCCAGAAUAGUUCUUAUCUCUAUGAUGGAAUGGACAUAAGUAACUUAGCAGUAGAUUUUGCUGUGGUUUGGAAUGGAAACUUCAUUAUUGACAACCCAGAGGAUUUGAAAGUUCACCUGUACAAAUGUGCAGCCCAGCGGGAAAGUUGUGGGUUGUGCCUGAAAGCAGAUCAGAAAUUUGAGUGUGGCUGGUGCACUGGAGAAGGGAGGUGUACUCUGCGUCAGCACUGCCCCUCUCCUAUUGGUGGAUGGGGAAGGUGGCUCGACUGGUCAAGCAGGAAUGUCAAAUGCUCCAACCCACGAAUCACUGAGAUCCUAACAGUGUCGGGCCCACCAGAGGGAGGAACCCGAGUUACAAUUCGUGGUGUUAACCUGGGCCUGGAUUUCUCCGAGAUCGCCCACAAUGUACAAGUGGCUGGUGUGGAAUGUACUCCAUUGGAGGAGCAGUACAUUAUUGCUGAACAAAUUGUGUGUGAGAUGGGACAGGCUGAGCCUGACAUCAGUUCCGGCCCUGCACUUCUCUGCAUUGGAGAGUGCAAGUCAGAAUUUGUGGCCAAGUCUGCACAGCAUUACACGUUUGUGAACCCUGCAGUGAGCACCUUGAGCCCUAGCCGUGGACCAGAGUCAGGAGGGACUAUGGUGACCAUCGCUGGCCAUUUUCUGGGGGCUGGCAGCAGUGUAUCGGUGUUGCUGGGUAACCAGACCUGCGAGUUUUAUGGGCGGUCCAUAAACGAAAUUGUGUGUGUGUCGGCACCUUCCACUCAUGGCCUUGGCUCUGUCCAUGUCUCAGUCAGUGUGGACCGGGCCCAGUUAGAGAGCAUGUUGCAGUUUGAGUACAUUGAUGACCCCAGAGUUCAACGUAUUGAUCCUGAGUGGAGCAUUGCCAGCGGCCACACACCUCUGACUGUCACAGGGUCCAACCUGGAUGUCAUACAGGAGCCCAGGAUCCGAGUGAAGUACAAUGGCAAAGAGUCUGUCAAUGUAUGCAAAGUUGUGAACUCAACCACCCUAACUUGCCUGGCUCCCUCUCUCACUCUGGAGUACCGACCUGGUUUGGAUGCUGUUGAGCGACCUGAUGAGUUUGGAUUCAUCUUUAACAAUGUUCAGUCCUUGCUGAUUUACAAUGACACCAAGUUUAUCUACUACCCAAACCCUACCUUUGAACUUCUGAGUGCCACUGGGGUGCUGGAUCAGAAGCCAGGUUCACCCAUAAUCUUGAAGGGUAAAAAUCUGUGUCCCCCUGCCACUGGUGGAGCAAAGCUGAAUUACACUGUUCUGAUUGGAGAGACUCCUUGUGCUGUCACCGUCUCUGAGACCCAGCUGCUGUGUGAGCCGCCAAAUCUGACCGGGCAACACAAAGUUAUGGUGCAUGUAGGUGGCAUCAUCUUCUCCCCUGGCUCAGUGAAUGUGAUCUCAGACAGCCUCCUCACCUUGCCAGCUAUUGUCAGCAUUGCAGCAGGAGGCAGCCUUCUUCUCAUCAUCGUCAUUAUUGUCCUCAUUGCCUACAAGCGCAAAUCUCGUGAAAACGACCUAACCCUCAAGAGGCUACAGAUGCAGAUGGACAACCUAGAGUCUCGGGUGGCACUUGAAUGCAAAGAAGCUUUUGCAGAGCUGCAGACAGACAUCAAUGAGUUAACCAGCGACCUGGACCGCUCAGGGAUCCCGUACCUUGACUAUCGCACAUAUGCCAUGAGGGUCCUCUUCCCUGGCAUAGAGGACCAUCCUGUCCUGCGUGAACUAGAGGUGCAAGGGAAUGGACAGCAGAAUGUUGAAAAGGCCUUGAAGCUAUUUGCCCACCUGAUCAAUAACAAGGUCUUUCUGCUGACAUUCAUUCGUACCCUGGAGACGCAGCGAAGUUUCUCCAUGCGUGACCGUGGCAAUGUGGCUUCCCUCAUCAUGACAGGACUUCAGGGAAAGCUAGAAUAUGCCACUGACGUCCUGAAGCAGUUGCUCUCUGAUCUGAUUGAGAAGAACCUGGAGAACAAGAAUCAUCCCAAGCUUCUCCUGCGCAGGACUGAGUCAGUGGCUGAGAAGAUGUUGACUAAUUGGUUUGCUUUCCUUCUCCACAAAUUCCUAAAGGAAUGUGCUGGAGAGCCACUCUUCAUGUUGUACUGCGCCAUCAAGCAACAGAUGGAGAAAGGCCCAAUUGAUGCCAUUACGGGGGAGGCACGUUAUUCCCUGAGUGAGGACAAGCUGAUCCGGCAGCAGAUUGAGUACAAAACUCUAAUCUUGAACUGUGUGAAUCCAGACAAUGAGAACAGUCCUGAGAUUCCUGUGAAAGUGUUGAACUGUGAUACCAUCACUCAGGUCAAAGAGAAGAUUCUGGAUGCAGUGUAUAAAAAUGUCCCAUACUCACAAAGGCCACGAGCUGUUGACAUGGACUUGGAGUGGCGGCAAGGCCGAAUAGCACGUGUGGUCCUUCAGGAUGAAGAUAUCACCACCAAGAUUGAGGGUGACUGGAAGCGGCUAAACACCUUGAUUCAUUAUCAGGUGUCUGAUCGCUCUGUAGUGGCCCUUGUUCCCAAGCAGACCUCAUCCUACAACAUUCCCGCCUCUGCCAGCAUAUCACGGACCUCAAUUAGCAGAUAUGCUUCUUUUUCCUCCUGCCCAGAUUCUACAUUUCGGUACACAGGCAGCCCAGACAGUCUCCGUUCCAGGGCUCCCAUGAUUACCCCAGACCUAGAAAGUGGGGUGAAAGUCUGGCACUUAGUCAAGAACCAUGACCACGGUGACCAGAAGGAAGGUGAUCGAGGCAGUAAGAUGGUGUCAGAGAUCUACCUGACAAGGCUGCUUGCUACAAAGGGUACGCUGCAAAAGUUUGUGGAUGACUUGUUCGAGACCUUGUUCAGCACUGUGCACCGAGGCAGCGCUCUCCCACUGGCCAUCAAAUAUAUGUUUGAUUUCUUGGAUGAGCAAGCAGAUAAGCACGGCAUCCACGACACUGACGUGAGGCACACAUGGAAGAGCAACUGCCUUCCCCUCCGUUUCUGGGUGAAUGUAAUUAAAAAUCCACAGUUCGUCUUCGACAUCCAUAAGGGAAGUAUCACAGAUGCCUGCCUCUCAGUCGUGGCCCAGACCUUUAUGGAUUCUUGCUCCACCUCAGAGCACCGUCUGGGCAAGGACUCCCCCUCCAACAAGCUGCUCUAUGCUAAGGACAUACCCAGCUAUAAAAGCUGGGUAGAGAGGUAUUAUGCAGACAUUGCAAAACUCCCAGCCAUCAGUGACCAAGAUAUGAAUGCCUACCUCGCAGAACAGUCACGCCUGCACUCUAUUGAUUUCAACAUGCUGAGUGCACUCAAUGAAAUCUAUUCCUAUGUCAGCAAAUACAGUGAGGAGAUCAUCGGGGCUCUGGAGCAGGAUGAGCAGGCGCGCAGGCAGCGCUUGGCAUACAAAGUAGAACAGCUUAUUGGUGCCAUGUCUAUGGAGAGCUGAAGAAAGGAGCAGGAACUCCUGGAACAAAGAGAUGGAAGUAGUUGCCUCAAAAACUUCUGGGAACUGAGUAAAACCAGCAAGGAGGCUGCUGGGAACACACCUACGUACUGUGACAACCUCCACAGAGGAAGAGAUGUUAGCCCAGAUAUGUAGCUCAAAAUUCGAUCAUCAGAUUUCAGUCAAAAGGACAGGAGAAAACCAGUAACAAUGGCGCAUCUAAAAAAAGAAACCGGUUGGGUUUGCCAAGAAGUUCAGUUCCUCAAGUUGUACACCUAGAAAGGUUCUGGGAAGCCUAGAUUCCUCCAUGACUGCUGCUUUGCAUGAAAGUUGUUUGAUGUAUAUUAGGAGAUAACAAAAAUGCUAUUUAAAGUUUUGUUUUGUUUUUUAAAGAAAAAGGAAAGAGAGAAGAAAAAAAAUGAAAUGUAACAAAAACCACAGUGGCCACAACAAAUAUCCCAUUGAAAAAAUUCCGCUGCAUACACUGCCCCUCCCAUCUCAUGAGAUCCCCGUUGUCUGUGGCUCAGAUGGAUGGUUCACAAGUGGAUUUUCACGCCUUUGGGAAUGUUUGAAAAACUUCAUUUAUGCCUCUGCCUGGGAACUUACAGAAAGCCCCACAAGCACAAAUUUGCACCAAACCUUUCAAAUAGUGCAGCUGGGGAAAGAAAGUCCAGCAGUCUGUAUCUGCAAGAGGCACUUAGCAGAAAUGUACCUGAGUGUAAAAGCCAUCCAAUCCUUCAGCCCACCUGUCUUGAAAUUCAUCUUCAGCUGUGUAUUUAUAGAGUACAGAUAUUUUUUUAAUACUCCUUAUUUACCAUUGGAGGGGCAUAUGAUUUUAUGAAAGUCCUUCAUUCCUCUUCUGGCAUUGACACAAACCUUCGCCCUGUUGAAGAAAUUCCUCCCUGUCUGUGUAUUUGACAACUGUGUUCCUAAGGAAUGUCCUGUCCUUUUUGAAGCUAAGGAAAUUGUGAGUGGUUUAAACUGAAACUGGUGCAUUGUGGGCUUCUGCAGGUGCAAUUUGUGUAAAAACUAAUUGGCUUUCUUAGUUGCUUGGGGUGUGGGUUGGUUAGCUUUUAGGUCGUUGUUUUCCUAGUCACUAUGUGAUUUCUUGCAGUAAAGGAAAAAAUGUUUACAGCAAGUAAUACUUGAACAGCGUAGACCUAGUGAGGCAACAUAUUUAUUGCUUUCCCACAUUGGAUUCACUGGUGCUUAUGCAAUCAGGACAAAUGGCAUUUGCAUUUUUUUUCCUCACACCAUAUGCAAGGUCAUGCAAAGGUCGAGCAUAAGACUUCUAUAUCUAGUGGGAGGGAGACAAAAGGAAAUGGCACACUCUACAUGCCUGUUAAUGGCUUUUGUCUUUGUCUUUGUCCAUGUGUCCUGUCUUGGGUUAGGUUUCUUAGCUGACCCUAACAGCCCAUUUCUUAGUGAUCAGUUGAAGGCUGGUGUCUGUGAGUUGUUGUUGUUGUUGUUGUUGUUGUUCCUUUUUUUAAAAAGAAAAAGACCAAAGCUUUCUUGUCCCUUUCGAGAGUGCCAAGUAGCAGGUGGGAUGCUGUAAAUAUUUCUCUCUGUAAUAAAUAUUGAUAUUUGUGCAGGCUGCAGCUAAGAAGGGUGACUGGGGCAAGACAAUUAGGCCUAAUGGAAGGCAGGAUUAUCGACCACACGGUUUCAGAUCCCGUGACUGGAAUCUGAGUUGGAUUUGAGAGAAGUAGAAUGGUUCCCUCAAGCGAGGUCUAUGAAGAAGCUGGUUGUGACACCAGCUUGUAUGACCAUUCUGACUGUGCCACCACCUCCCAAACUGUAUAGCAUUUUCAGCAUAAGACAAUUAAAACAGCUGCUCUUGAUGGAUUCAGUAGAUACUAUCGCCUGUCUGUUAUAGGUUGCCAGGCCACCAGUACUGUACUGGAAAACCUAAAGGUGUUUGGGGAGGAGUUGUCAUAAAGUAACCAUUUAGUAACUUUUUAUAGCUGUUUGAUGAAGUGAAUUCUCAGAAUCGGGAAAAACAAGGGAGGAAUUCAACAUUGUGCUAAGGUGAAAAUUUGCUCUCUUCCCCUUGCACACUGUUCUGGAGCGCGCGUGCACACACACACACACACACACACAGAAUCAAUUUUGGGGAGGAUAGUGGCAAGCAUGGGGAGGAGAAGGUUAAAGCCAUGUUGCACAAGUGGAUGUCAUUGUGCAGUGCUUCCACUGACAGGAGGAGUCAUUAGGUGAAUCCCCAUCCCCACCCCAAAAGCUUUUGCUCCUCACUCACUUCUAAAGCACCUAUAUAUCUAAGCUAUCUCCUGGGCCUAGCCUUGCCACAUCAGUCCAAAGCACGAUUUAGAUUUCAGAAACAGUCUGGAAGGUACUAUUAUAUGCAUGAAGGGGGCUCCGUGCUAUUAGGAAGUGGGGUGGCCCUACCCAUAACAUUGUGCACCUCCCUGGCCCCAUGUUGAACAUGAACAUCUGAAGAGGGAAAGCCUAUGUUUCUAGAGCUCUAUGUGCAUAGGCUUCCACAAGAUAUGGAAUUCUGCAUGAAUGGGUUUCCAAAUUGCAUGGAAGUGCACAGGUGUAGAGCUGUCCGCUUGUAGGCUUCCUCUCUUCAGUUGUCCCUACUCACUGGGGUCAUAGAGGCUUGCAGUCUCAGGGGAGGGACCACCUCAGCCCUCUUUCCUGUUUAUUGAGUGGAGUCCUUUCAUGAGCAGGCUCAUACAUUAUUAAGAUCCUGUUCACCAUAUGAGGAAGGAGCAACUUCUCUGGUAGAGCAGACACUUCUUGCCACUAAAUGGCUUGGGCAGCCAUGCUACUACCCCUAUUUCCCUCAGUGAGAGAGAAGGAACUGCUUCCACAGAAGGCUGAGGAUGAUUGGGUUGCACGUUAAAUUCCUUACUCUGUGAGAAUCCCCAAUUUUUACUUUCUAAUCAUUAUCCUGAAUGCUGCCAGCAAAAGGAUAAAGGAAAGGAGCAACUUGCUGCUUUAAUUAUAAUUCAUUAAAAGCUGUGCCAAGCCCACUUUCCCCCUGAUAAUUCACUUUCAUAAGUUUCCCUGGGCCCUAUUAAUAGCCUGAAAGAAAUACUAAUGACUGACCUUGUGCAAUAAGCCAAAGCCUUUGACAUUCACAGUAGCCAAAGCUUUGCAGCCAGAAAGCUCUGAUUUACAUUGACUUGGCAGGAACAGGGACCAGGAGCCAAAUGAAUGGAGGCAUCUCAGAAGGGCAGCUUGGUUUCCAGAGCGUUACCUCUGUGAGUUUGAUUGCAAGAACAGAUUUGUCUUCUCUGUUCCUGACCUUAAUUGUUAAUGUUUAACAGCCAAUUUUUGUUAAAAGAAUUUCCACUUCACCCAAUUGCAGGUACUUCACAAUUAGAUCAUGUUAGGUCUCCUUCAGUGCACUUUCAUUUUUAUUGGUUUUCACUGUUUUACAGAUGUUCUGUAUGGGUGUACCUUCAUCUUUCCAAACCGAGGCUGCAGUUUCUUGCAUAUUUAGUCAGAAGUAGAGGAAGAGGUUACUCACCCAGAGGUACCCAGAGGUACCCAGAGGUAUCUAGAAGGGGUGGGUAAUACUAGAGUUGCUGGUUUAGGUUGUGUAGCCAUCUAGUGGCAAAAUGCACAUCAAUUAUUUUGAUCCUUUUGUUGUUAGCAGGUGUCAGGCAUGCUUAUUCAGGCACUGUCUGCAAGUGCCCCCUAACUAUAAGCAUUGCUUUCUACAGUUACACUUUUCCAUUGUAUACUGAUGAUCUCCACACACAGUUUGUAAGGCUGGAAGGGAUCUCCUGUGUGGUAUCAUUUCUUCUAGUAUUUUCUGCCCUCUGGCUGGAUGAAAUUUAUCUAAAGCUGAACUGGGAAUACACGCCGUUCUCGAAUUUCUGCUCCGCAAUUAAAUAAAUAUGGAAACCAAACGGCUACCAAACAGUCCAUUUGUGACUGCUUCAUAGCCUAAUUCAUGGAUAGCUUAAGUAUUGUGGGGUAAGAUUAAAAUACUGUUUUCUUUGGACAGCAGCAGGGUUUGAGCAUUUAAAAGCCGUUGCAUUUGCCUUAGGUGACAUUCCCUAUCUAUGUCAGUGACUCCUUCCCCUGAUGUUUGAGUCCCAGCCCGCUCUGUUUCAGGUGUUUUCACAUCAAAGCCAGAGACGUCAUUUCUGGAAUUUCUGUGCCUAGCACGGCCGUUUGAAUAAUUCCAUUUAAUCUUCUAUUGAUGAGUGCUAUCCAGAGCCAUCAAAGAGCCCACUGCAAGGGAUAGUGAUGUGCUAAUCAAAUGCUUCUUUCCUUUGAAGGCCUUCAUUUUUAAAAAAUAAAAUAAAAUUCCAUCUAGUUAGCACACUUGCCUGCCCCUGCUGCAGUGGGUUGUUUUCUUCUUCUUCUCCCAGCACUAAAAUUCUGCAUCCGCUUCACUUGCCAAAGCAAUGGACCCUUCUGUCUGUAAUAGGUUCCAUGAUCAUUUAGAGUGUGGUAGAAGGGGUAAACCGCUAAAGUGCUACAGCUGUUCUGAGAAGAGCCUCUGGCUAAAUUAACAAUUUGUGUUGCAAAAAUGUUUAUUAUUUAAUUUAUUUAAAAGAGGUUUAAGUCACCUUAAAAGAUAGAAACCCUCUCAAAGUGGCUUACAAGGUAAAAUCAAAUACAGUCACAAUCUGAAAAUACAUAAUAAAAGCCAGCAGUAGUAAAACAACUACAACAACAACAACAACAACAACACCCGUCUGAGCCAAAAUUACACGUAUUGAACCAGCUAUUGAACCAUGAAACAGCCAAAGGAAAUAUCUCAUGUAAAAGCCAGGUCUGUAAUGUGCUCCAAAAAGCCUGUAACAAUUAAGUCUUCCCAGUGGCGAUGUAUACCAGCAGUGUGGGGCCACUGCAGAAGAGGCUUUCUCCUCUGUGUCUGCCAAUCUGACUACUCUCAGAGGACAGCAUGGUUAGAAGGGUGGUUGGUGAUCAUAACAUGUAGUCUGGCUGUUAUGAAUGAAGGUGGUCCUUUGGUUGACUCAGCCCCAAACUUUUUUUAAUGCUUUAAAAAUUAAAAACAGCACUUUAAAUUGGGAUCAGAAGUCCACAGGCAGCCAGUUCAGCUGUUGCCAUGUGUCACCUGAAUUGACCUCCUGGCUUCCACCAGAACUUGAUUAGUUACAUUUUGCAGUAGCUGAAGUUUCUGAACUCUCUGCAAAUGCAAUCCUACAUACCACUGAUGCAACUAGUACACAUACAGUUUCUAGAUAGGCUGCUGUGGCAACAACUACCCUAAGCUGACAGAGAGCACACCUACCCACCUCAGCCACCUAAGCUUCCCUAUUUAGUGCCUAUUUAGUGUGGACUUGGCUCUUAAGAGGGAGUGCAGCCCUAUCUAAGCUCAGUUGUAAAUCUCCUUCCAAAAUAGUCUUAUUUCCCUAACUGUCGUACCUCCAUGUUUUCCAGACUCAGUAUCAUUGUCAUGGGCUGACAUUUUAUCAAAGUGUCCUCCCAUUCCUUGCUGUUAACAAUAUUUUGGGUCAAAAGAAUGCCUGCCAGGACAGCUCAUUUCUGCCCUCUGCCAAGGUGGUAGAAGGGCUCCCAGACCCCUUUAGCAGCAGGUACCUGGCGUGCUCUGGUCCAUGGGGUCACGACGAGUCGGACCUGACUAAACGACUAAACAACAACACUUUGCUAGAAUGGUCCCACUUACUCAUUUGAGUUUACUUCAGUUUAAGUGAAAUCAUUUGUCAUCAUAUCUAGAACUGUCUCAAAAUUUCAUUAGCCCAACAAAGGGGCCAAAGUUUUGAUUAUAUGUCAUUUGUGCAUCUCAGUGCAAUGUCUCUUCUCUUAAACUUUUCCUCCCACCCAAACACAAGAGCUGCUGGUACUGUGCUUCAAUUCUCCGAGUAGCUCUGUUUGCUCACCUAAGCUGCGUAGUGUGUGGAUGGAUGGAACUCAUCUGCAACCACUCCAGUUAGAGGUAGACAACGUCAUAGGAUGCCUCCAGUGUGCAGCUAUUGCAAUAAUGGAAAGGCAUAGUGGCAUGUGUUUUGUUGCUCUUGCUUGCCAUGCUCUAGAUGUCUGUGGAACUACAGGACCUGGAUGAAGGAUUGAGAACAUCCCCAGAAGGCUCCAGUUUGAGAGAACUCUUAUUUCAACUUGCAUAAGAAUGAGAGCAGUUCCCAUUAGCAUUGCCAGGUGCUGUGACUUCCCCUUCAGCCCUCCUUUUAGGGUCCAGUAUUAUCUACAGUCACCUGUCAAUGGGAGUCAGUUCAACAGGCAAAAUGAAACAAAAAUAGCCUGACCUGAUUAAGCUUUGGGGGAGGAGAGAGAGGCUGAGUGGAGACUCAACCCUGGUGAAAAAGGACACAGCAGCAGGAGCAGUUGGAGAAGAAUAAAUAUCCAACAUGAAAGAGCCAUUUAAACUCCACUAGAGCUAGAGUUUAUCAGAUUUCAGCAUUCCAUUUGUAUUAUAAACCACAAGCCAGUAACAAUACAGAGAGAAGCUAACUGUAUAUGUUUACUUGCUAGUGAGUAGUCUGAUCUUCUAAAUAAUAAAUGUGUUUCCAGAGAUAACUUCUCUCUCUUCCCCAGUUAGUUCUGGUUCCCAUUAGCUGUUACCCAUCUGUCCAAUAUCCCAUCCAGUGAGGCCAGCAGUGGGAGCUAAGUGAAAAAUAUUCAAGAGACGUGCAUCAUUUUUCAAGAUACUAGCUGAAUUUUCCAAAACUAUCAACAAUAAACAGAUCUCCCUCCUUUUGUAUCUGUUUGUGAUGACUACCAAUCAACCUCAUACCUUGCCAGUGUAGUGCAGAUAAGGCACCUUACCUUUUUUAGACAGGGAUAUGUAUCAAGGGAUGUUACGUAACUUGAGUUCAAUGCAUUAGCCUCCCCUUAGGAGUUUCUGAAAGAAAUCGCAGCCCAUAAACCAAUGUGCUGAGGAAAGGCCACAAUCUACCGUAAAUGCAGGUCUUUCAGUUUUAGAAGAAUUUUUUUUAAAAAAAUGUUUUAAAAUUGAAACACCUUUUGAAUGUAUUUCCUUUUGAAAGACUUCAUCGGAAUUUUAAAAAUGGUUCUGUGGAAUUCCAGUAAAAUAUGUCUCUGAAUGAUUUUGUAGUGUUUUGAAAUAUUCUUGAGAUCUUCUGUGACUUUCCUUCCCCCCAAAUCCAAAUGUACAUCUUUACUUAGUAUAUAUAACUAGCAGUGUCUUACAACACUAGGAAAUGAGAAGAAGCAUGAGUCAGCCAUUCUUUCUCUUUUUGGACUUCUUAUGUCACUUGCAAAUGGGGACCUUUCCCCUCCGUUCUCUCAGGGUGAGAAGAAUGAGCUGGGAAUCAGGUCUCUCACCAGAAGAGAGAUUGCAAAAUUUCCCUUGAUACAUUACAUCAGAAGUGCAAAAAAGAAAGUGCACUCAUUCUUCCUCCUAAAGCAUGGGUAGGCAAACUAAGGGCCAGGGGCCGGAUGCAGCCCAAUCGCCUUCUAAAUCCGGCCCGCGGACGGUCUGGGAAUCAGCGUGUUUUUACACGGGUAGAAUGUGUCCUUUUAUUUAAAAGGCAUCUCUGGGUUAUUUAUGGGGCAUAGGAAUACGUUCACACACACCCCUAAAAAUAGUCUGGCCCCCCACAGGGUCUGAGGGGCAGUGGACCGGCCCCCUGCUGAUAAAGUUUGCUGACCCCUGUCCUAAAGCCAUCCUGGGAACCAUAAGCAGUGUUUCCAGACAAAUUGAGGAUACAAAUGAACUCCAGAACCCUGUGUAAUCAUUUAUGCAUCUGUAAGCCAGAGGUGGUGAACAAGUGACCAUCUAGCAGUUGUUGAACUUCAGCCCCAGCCAGCAUGGCUGAUGGUCAGAGAUGACAGGAGCGGUAGUUCAACAACCUCUGGAGGGCCACAGCUUCCACGGCCCUGCUGUAAACAAUUUUCAGAUCUGGUGACCACCAUGAAGGGAUUUCCUAAGGAAUCCAUGUAGAGAGCUCCCCCUAUAACAUUUCAAGGCUCUGUGGUACAUCUGUAUCCUUACCUCAGAUGCAGGCAGGGGGAGAAUCUGCCUAGUUGCUGUGUUCAGCUCCUAUUAGCAACAAACACAGCAUCAGGGAAUUUUGAAGAACAUAAUGCAGUUCAUCUCAUCUAGUCAUUUGAGACUGCCGUUGUUUUCAACAUAAGGAAUCAAUCAGGUCACGUAACUGAAACACAGUUUGUUUUCAAUGUGGUUAGUGCUUAGGUGUCUGUGUUUGUCUAUUGUUUUUGACCAGAAUUUCUCUUUUAUGUUGUCUGUAUUUUGCCUUCUUGUCUGUAUAUUUCCCCCCUUCACAGAUGAAAACUGAUGAGGGUCUGAGUCUGAAAAAUACAUUUAUACCAAUAAACAAGCAGAAGUGUGGACACUUUAAACCUCCCAUAUCUUUUGUCUUGUCUUGCAAGGCAGGUGGUGCUUCAGAGAAGUCAGCAACAUUUUUAAACCAACUUUUCAUAUGGUUGUUUUUUUUAAAAAAAAAAAACUUUAAAACCAUGUUGUUGGCCAAAAAUGGACACUUUUUAAAUAGGAUACUAUAAAUUUAGGGUGGGUGAGAUACCAGAAUACACUUGACAACUUGUUCAUAAGUAAAAAUGGAACAGUUUUAAUUCUCCAAAAUUUAGUACCAUUUCUGAAAAGUAAAAAUAGUUGGCAUUUCAAAAUUUGCUGUCAACUUUCUGCUUAGAUAGUAUCCCAGUGAUCUUGGAACAAGAUAGUGGAAGGUUUACAGGGACCGUACUUUGCACAAACAGUUUCUGAAAUGGUGCUUUUGUUUUGAAAUGUUCGAAACACUUUCUAGAUUUAUUGUGAGCAUGAUAUAGGUCUUGUCCAUAAGCUUUCAUUGUGCCUGACAGCAGGAUGGGGGUUAUUUACAACCAAGUAUGUUCAGACAGCACUGGUGGCCGAAUCCACCGAGCAGCUCCUACCAAGCCUUGUUAAAAUGGAUGGGGACCCUGAAGAUGCCAUGCUCGGUGGAUUCCUUUCCAGUGUUGUGCUAAAUGGAAUCUUUAUUCUCAUUUGAUGUUUCAUUCUGUAACUGCACUAAUAUCAAAAAUAAUAAUAGAGGGGACCCAAAUCUUGUGGAAUUAAUCUGGUGGGAUUUCUAAUAAUGAUCCAGUUGAGUACUGUAAGGAAGAUUUGAGGUGGCAUGAGAAAGGGCUUUUAUUUAAUUUGUCCCAUUCCUGGAACUGAAUUGCUGCAGCAGUCUGGUGAGGCUGUUGGACUGCAUAGCCUACAUGUCCCCACUCUACACUACCCUAAACAUUUUCUCAUCCUCUUCCUCCUCCUUUAUACUUGACACACUGGAGUUCUGUAUUAUAUUUUUUUUAAGAUGGUUGUCUGGUUUUUGUUGUUUUUACAAGUGUUGUGGGGGGGAAUGUAAGAAAGCUGAAGUAUUUAAAAAAAUGUUACAAGGGGAAAAAAGGUUUUUGUUAUUAUUCUAAUAUAUUAUUGUGUACCUAUUGUAAAUAUGAAACACUCCUAUUUUGCAAUCCAAGGACUCACUUUGUACUGUUGUUAUAUAUAAAUAAAGUUUACUGGAUAAAAAUAUCUGUAUCUUGUUCCUGAGUGAGCUUGGCUUGGGAUAGGUAGGAUUUACUACAGCUUGCACUUGCUAAACCAGUGAGGGAUAUUUACUUGCUGUGUUGCACCAGUAAUAAAUCAGUAA
Messenger RNA from Zootoca vivipara (common lizard), 15892 nucleotides. RefSeq names its product plexin A2 (gene PLXNA2). Gene Ontology annotation, biological process: semaphorin-plexin signaling pathway; regulation of cell migration. The record is from RefSeq and is a predicted model, not a curated record. NCBI's taxonomy places the organism in Eukaryota, Metazoa, Chordata, Lepidosauria, Squamata, Lacertidae. Gene Ontology annotation, cellular component: semaphorin receptor complex; plasma membrane. Gene Ontology annotation, molecular function: semaphorin receptor activity; protein binding.